Molecule: messenger RNA, 1083 nt
Organism: Schistocerca piceifrons (Central American locust)
Lineage: Eukaryota; Metazoa; Arthropoda; Insecta; Orthoptera; Acrididae
Product: bone morphogenetic protein 8A-like
Exons: 5
Coding region: 1-1083 (360 amino acids)
Biological process (GO): SMAD protein signal transduction; BMP signaling pathway
Cellular component (GO): extracellular region
Molecular function (GO): growth factor activity; cytokine activity
Source: RefSeq, a predicted model, not a curated record
AUGUGGCGACGCUGGGUGCUGGUGUUUCUCGCAGCGGCCGUGUGGCUGGCGUGCAGCUGCUGGUGGGUGUGGCGCAGCGCGGCAGAAGGCAGGCACAGAGACACGGACAGGGGGUGGUCGCCAGCAGCGGCCAGGGGGCGGCCCGCGCUCCCCGCCGUGCCGCAGCCCAUGCUGGAGUUGUACCACAGCCACCUCAGGCACCGGCCGCACCCGCCCCCGCCGGCGGAGCUCAUCCGCGGGCUCAGGCCCACGGUGCAAGGCUGGGCGCCGGGCCGCGCCUUGUUGGAGUUCCGGCUGCCUGUCACGGAAGCGGGCGAGCGGCUGACGGCGGCCGAGCUCCAUCUGCACGCCAGACUUGCAGGCGGUUCACCAGGGGUGGUCGCAAUGGUGGCGUGGUCGGGGCCACGUCGCUUGGACGGCGGCCUGCGGUCCGUGGGUUCGCGCCCCGCCUGGCUCGCUCCACUCAACGUGACUGCGGCGCUGCCAGGCCGCGGCUCUGUGACGUCACUCGCUAUCAACGUCACGCUGCACGGCCCUCUGCGCCUCGGCGAGGCGCCGCUACUUCUGCUGCAGUACGAGCCACCACACAGGACCCCAACUGACCUUAAGGUGGGCGGCGGUCGUGGGUCUCCACGCAGAAGGCGGCAGGUGGAGGCGGAGGACUACGAGGAAGAGACGAACCGCGUCUGGAGCAGGGACAGUGGGGGCGGCGGGGGCGGAGAGCUGCAGCUCCAGGUGAAGGCCAGGUCGGGCCGGCGGGCGCGCGGCAACUGCCGCAGGAAGCCGCUCUACGUCGACUUCUCAGAGAUCAACUACGACACCUGGAUAGUCGCCCCCACUGGAUACGAGGCGUUCCAGUGCGCGGGUCGGUGCUCGUGGCCGCUGCCGGAGCACCUGUCGCCCACCAAGCACGCGCUGGUGCAGGCGCUGCUGCACACGUUCCGGCCAGGGCUGGCCCCGCGCGCCUGCUGCGUGCCCACGCGCCUCCUGCCCAUCUCCGUGCUCUACAUGGAGCCCACUGGCGUCGUCACCUACCACUACAGCUACCACGACAUGGUGGUCGCAGAGUGUGGCUGCCGCUGA